AUGGUGACUGCAGUACCCAAUCCUUCAAAAUCUGCAUCUUCGACCGCAAAUUCUGGAAUCAUGAGUUCCACUUCAGUUCCGGCGUCAGCCUCAAAACCAUUUCCAGGGAGUGCGGGGUUUUCGCUGAAGGGUUUUCUUCUCGACGAGGAGAUAAAGGUUCAGCAGGAAAGGCUCCAACAGAUGCUGCAACUCCGACAACAGCAGUUGAACCAGGAGAGUCGAGAUCUCGCAGGGCACCCCGCGCGCGGAAGUCAACAGAACGUUCCGAUAAAUGCGCAGUCUCCUUCGUUAUACGCGAACAAAAUUGCCUUACCGGCUACUCCACAUCAACGCCACCCGGUUUGUCCAGCAGACUGUGAAGUACUUCAAAGUCAGCGACUGGGCUUCGUUCCGGGUGCCCCUCCUUCCCGAGGGUCCUCUAUGACUUCCCUCAAGCAGUCGACAUAUUGCGAUUAUGGUGGCGCGCAGUCAAGUGGGUUUGACAUGGCACCUGCUCUAGAAAGGGGUGAGGCACAGGGAACCAGUACCAGUACAAGCUUCACCAUCCACGAGUGCCUACCUGCAUUGUCGCCCGGUUUUCCCUCGAGGGUUCCUGCGGUCGAAUCAGCGGAUCCGUUUUCUGGAAGAAGGACGAGUCCGCGUGAGUUUUCUGUCAAUGCAAACGCAACGCGUACGCAAGUUCUCCAGAACGGUCAGGUUCGUGUCGGAGGUGGCAACCCCUUUAUUCCUCAGCAAUGCCACAUGAGUCCACAUUCUGAAAGCGAUGCGCUGCCAGCUGCUUCUCGUGCUUCAGAGUGUACACGCGUGGAAGAAAGCAACGCACGCGUUGAUCAAGGCGAGAAAAUGUCGCAUAGAUCUCUCUUUCGUGAUGGACAACAAGGCUACUCAGAUUCGACGUUUCGAAGUAGCAAAGCCGCAACUCCGUUUUCAGGCUGCCUGUCUUCGGCUGCAGGUGCUGCUACAGACGCAGAGAAGGAAGGCGAAAGAACACUGAUGUCUCUUAACAGAGGUCUUACGCGUCUAGAUUUGAGUCGGGCUGUAUAUCAGAGAAUGAAAACCGUGGACGUUCAGCGAGGCACGGAAUCAGCGUUGCUUGAAGAAGUUGACGACGUAUUGUUAAGAGGAACCGCUUCUCCUGGUGUAGAGGGAGGAGGAGGAGGAGACACGCGUCCGCAUUCGUACAGCGACUGUUCGGCGGCAGACUUCGGUCGGAGUUCAUCGCCGAAAGACGACUGUGUCGACGAGGAUGCCACCUGCGGUGACAUAGGCGGCGAGAGAGCGAAAGUGAAGAUGCUUGCGGAGAAACUUCAGGCGCAAGAAGAAGAGAAGAGAACGAUGCAAGAAGAGAGCUUUCAAGUCGAACAACUACUGAAGCGCCAAUAUUACCAGGAUAUGCGGAAGAAGAACGCAGAGAACGAGGACUUGAAGAAGCAACUCGGUCGCCUGCGGGAAGAGGUGGACGCAUUGAAUCGCCACCUUUCGGCAACCCUGCAGCACAAAGACCAACUUCAAAAUGCGCUGGCUCUGGCUCAAGAUGCUCUGACGCAUGCAGUGGACAGCAUGGUGUUCACGCCUCGACCUCCGUCGGAUCCGCUGUCGUCUCGUUCUCAACCCAAGCGAGAUGGCUCAACAAGGAACAGGCCAAAAACGCAUCUUCUUGGCGAUCAAACCCCUUCAACGGAGUUCACGAGAAACGCUGAAGCAGACACGGAAAAGAGAACGAGUUUGAAGUCGGAACAGAUCCGGGGAAGAGAUCCCUCUGUAGAGUCAUUCCACUCGUCCCGUUCCUUAGGAAACGCGCGGAGCGCAGAAAAUGGACAAGACGGAGCAAGCAAAGAGCAAACAGGCGGUAUGCAUGAUGAAUUAGGAGGAUGCGGCCUUAGAACAGGGGAGACCCGGACCACAGCCAAAGAGACACAACCAAGUGUCAAAGGCAGUGCAGAAGAUAACGAAGACAGCACAGAGAGCCAGGAGGGGGAAAUUCUAUGUGGGAGGCUAUGGAGUUUGAUGAACCGUCUCGAGAAGGCCACCAAGGUGCUUGAUCCACGCAAACUAGACGCUGAAGACCAGAAGGCUCUCACGGUCUCGCUUCUCAAGACUCGUCGGAUGUUCAGUGCAGACAAUCAGUCAGCCCCGUUCGAAGGCGGGGCACCCCUGGAAGUAUCACCUCUAAAAGAUUCGAACUUUGUCAAAGAAUCAUCUCCCACCAUCUGGACAGUCGGCGUUCCAACCGAGGAACACCGUAUCGGCGCUGAGGCCACUCUACUCCGAAGCGACCAAACGCAGUUACUGCUCCCCGCAUCACAGAAAGCUAUGAAUCAGCAACGAUCGAAUGUCUGUGGUGAUAGGUCUCGAGAGGAGCGGGAUGGGUUGACUGAAGAGCAAGUGAAGGAGUUGCAGAAUGAAGUCAUCACACUGAGACAGAACCUACAAAAGUUCACAGGCGAUGUCGCCGCUGCGCAAAAGAAGAAUCGAAGAACGACAACCCGAGAAAGUACAGGAAGUCGUGCGAGUCUGUGCGAGUCUGUGGAUGAAGGCCGUGGUCUGUCGACAACUGACGAGUUGAUGAUUCAGAGAUUGGAUGAACUGCAGAAACUCAAUGCGCGUUUACUUCUGGACAACACUGUCCUCCACCAGCUCUGCACUGGCCAGGCAUCUCCUGUGCGUCUACCUUCAGUCCCGAGUCUUGCGUCAGGCAUUCGAGGCCCUCUAUCCCUUUCAGUUCUACCUGCUCAGUCCUGGAAUACUACGUCUGUGUCCGCUUCCCCAGUACCCGGCCCUGUUCUACAGCCGUCUGCGUGUCUCGUUUCCCUCCCCGUUGCCGCCCCGUCAUCGAGCCAAGGCCCGUUUCCAGACCCACAACUGAGUGCAGGCACUGAUGCCAAGCGUGACGCCGUGCCUCGUGCUCUGUCAUCAGCAGUGGCCGUCCACAUGGUGCCAACUCAGCCAGGCGCGACACUCGCUGCCCCGCCCCCGCAAUAUGUCGGCCACCCUGUGGCGCCGACCGCCUCGUCGGGGCAUCAUCAAAAGGCUGGCCAUACCCUGGCUUCGACGAACUUUCAUUCUCUCUUCCCGGGAGGUUUUUUCCCGGAGAAAGGGGGAACACAACCGCACACAGUAGCGCCUCCCGCAGGGUUGCAGGUGUCGCCACCCGUGGGGAGAAAUGGAGAGAACAUUUCUGUCUCUGGACAAAAAGACAGGAACGAGAUUAUGGCCUCAUUCCAGAGAGAAAUGCCGAAACGCACCGGGAGCAAAGGGCCAAAAGUACAAGAGCUUUGGAAUAAUUCAACGAAGGCUUCCCAGGGGAGUCAAAGGGGAUCGGGCCCUUUUCCUGGUGUGCAUGCGAAUGGGGUUACCACGCUUCCCGUAAAGACUGUUGACGGAGACGCACGACGGGUGACACAUACUAGAGCACAUGGUGUGGCACACCGGCAAAUGGCUGUAUCUCAGUCUCAGCCGGUUCUUGGAUCGAGCACAGGUGAGCGGCAGGACAGCAAAAAGGUUAAACCAACCCUCUCCCGGUCGGUGGCGUCUGUGGGUGGCAUUAACCGAAGCGGCGGCGCGGGAACGACGUUUCUACCACCUCUGGUAUCAACUCAAACCAACCAAAGCAAGAAUCAGGGCCCGGUGAUGAGCAGAGGUGAAACAGGAGGCGAAGCGAGGAACGAGCAUGGGGAGAAAUCGCUCGCUGGUCUCCAGCGACGAAUGGUCAAGCAUUCAAUCUCAGCAGUGGAGCUUCCGGUCCUCCGCAGCCCCGUGGCUGAGCACAUCGUUUCAAGAGCAACGAGAGGCAGCUGUUUACAAGAUGGUGGGCCUUCGCCCUCAAAACUCCCUCAUUUGCUGACAGACAACUAUCAACGUAUCCACUUCACAAGCUCGGGAAUAGCGACGCGUACCACCUCCCCUUUUCAGCGGGGAGCCAAAUCUGUCGCAUCAAACAGUCCCGACACAGUCGGAGGCGUGGUGGCGCGGCCAACACUGAACGGCGUAUACCUUUGCCAAGUCCCGCAUGGCAGAACCGCUGACCCAACACAACUGGCCGUCUGGGGGCGAGGGUACCCGGCAUCAGCAGUGGGUCUCCCAACAGCUGCGGACUCGUCUUUUCCUAAGGUAUUUCAGAGAAAUGUUCGGAAGGCGAGUAAAGGAGACGAGACCAGUCGCACUCGCGGAUCACAACGACACAGCGGCGAAGGCGUUCUGUGGGCAGCAGAGAGUGGAAGCCGCUCUUACUCACGCCGCCGCAGUGGAUCUUGUGUGUCGAGGGCGCCCACUGAGGCUGAAGGCCGCGCGACUAGCGGUUCAGGUCGAACGAUACAGGGCCAGACUAAGAGCGAGGAGUCUGCGGUCAAGCCUACAUUACACAGCAUCCCGGUAUUUGCGCAGUCGCAGCUGAAAGGACAUGUCUUUCCCCAGCUCGUCAACUCGUCGCCACUUUCUUCAAGGCCGACGACUCCAGUGACGCCCUGUACCCCAACAUCGGCAACGCCGCCUCCCCUGCAUCAAGGCGAAAGCAGCUACUACACGUCGUAUACAGGUAGUCUUCCCUGCUAUGUCUACUCGCCUGGAGUGCCAGCACCCAUCUCGCAGAAUUCGGGUGACGCAUCCCGCCAGCACCUCGUGGAGCUUCAUCCAAACUCGACAGUAAAUUUUCGAUGUGUGGCGUAUCCGCACCCCACACUUAGCACAACUCCUGUGUCUUUCACGGCUUUUAAGGCAUCACCUUCAAAGGGAACAUCAGCAGACUGUCGACAGAGCGCAAGUCUAAGCCCUGAGGAAACUGUCACAGAGAUGGGUCUUUCCAGACCAAGUGUCAGUCAGUCAGAUUGCGGUGCAUCGGGAGCCGCGGCAUUUGGCUCAGACGCCUCUGUGAAUCAGGCACGGGAACCAGCAGCGUGCGUUUGUCUACCAUCGGCAGCUGCGACCUACUCGCAGACACAUCUGGCGGGGGGGCCAUUCGCGAGCGGGUUGGGCUUCCGGGAACGUCUCCAUAACACUGGAGAAUAUCGCUUCCAGGAGCAGAUGAUGUCUUCUGACCAACCAACUAAACGUGUUCCAAGACAAAACCGUGUGCCUUCGCAAUCCACAGUUUCUCCACAAAACGUCCGUACGCCUUUAAGAGCUCCUGUCACGGCUCAAGGUGAUACGGCAGAGACACGAGCUGGAUUGGGCCGGUGGUCGGCCACGGCAUCUAAGCGCGAGGGCGUCUCUCCGACUACCCGAGCGUUCCGCCCAUUUGAAUCGUUUACGUCAUUUUUACAGAAACAGUUCAUGGGAUUUACAGCAUCACGCACGAGAGAUGAAUCUUUUGCGGAGGUCACAGCAGAUCAAGCAGCCGCUCGAGGACGAAGCCUGACUUCCCCUGUAAGGGGGAAACCUGGUAGGGUCUCUUCUGUUGGAGGUACCGGGCUGGACUCAUCAGAGUGCAAAAAGAAGCUUCUUGGAGUGCCUGACAGAUCAGCUGCUGUGAGGGUGGGAAGGACUACUUCUUUGGCCAAUCUGGCUCAAGGACGUAUACAAGAAAAAGACUUGGGCACCCGGUUGCACUGUAUGGGGGCACCCCAGAAGCAGAGCGAAAGUCUCGAAAGUGCUGUGGGGAGCAAUCAUCAACAGGAAAUCAUGAAUUCAGCAAGAGCCGCAAAAGCAAUGUGGUUGCCUACUAGCCUUGGAACAACUAGUACGGCAGUUAGCCAUAUCAGUUCUGUGAGCUCCAAGCAUUCUCUUAAAGCAUCGCUGUGCGGACUGAAGGUGUUCUGUGAUGCCCCAAUUCUCCAACAUUCAUCCAUUCACCACCUGUGUGAGGAGGCGGCGUCUCAAGGAUCUCUUAUCUCGACACCAAAACUGGAAAGCGACGUCUCAAACCGGCGUAAUUCUGCCCCAGUUGGGCGUUUCUUGGGUCCUGCUGUGUCGGUGUCCUCCGUACUGCAAUUAAAGGCGAGAUGAAGUAAUAGGGAGUUGCUCUGGCAGGAGAUUGAGGCUUCUGGAUUUCUACAGCCACAUAUGACGAGGAGGUUUCGCUGCGGGUGAAGAGAAACCUAAGGGUGCAAGAGUUGAUGUGGCAUCAGGCUUUCCUGGUUGUUAUGGCGAAACGUGAUGUUUGUCAGAUUGCAGGGAUAUCCUCACACUUCUCGAAUCUCGAAAAUUCGCUGUUUUCUCCACCCGCGGUAUUAAUAGGGACGGUUUGGUUCAAGGUUCCUUAUCUUGGGCAUUGAGUUCUAGAGCGGCCAGUCGUGCCAGUGAUUUCUAUGCACAAGUCCGUCAGGUGGCCUAUUACCUUUCUGCACUAAAUGUGCCGUUUCUUUUACCUCACAGCAGUGAGAAAUCGUUUCCGCUGGACAGCAGCUUCGAUGAAUGCCGCGCCUACGUAGUAGGUCGAGUUUUCUUUAUUUUCUGACUGAUCUCUAUAAAGUAAUUCUCGACU
Toxoplasma gondii ME49 is the source of this 6418-nucleotide messenger RNA. RefSeq lists its product as hypothetical. The transcript has a single exon. The record is from RefSeq and is a predicted model, not a curated record. NCBI's taxonomy places the organism in Eukaryota, Apicomplexa, Conoidasida, Eucoccidiorida, Sarcocystidae. Bases 1 to 5940 code for a protein of 1979 amino acids.